Molecule: messenger RNA, 810 nt
Organism: Echinostoma caproni
Lineage: Eukaryota; Metazoa; Platyhelminthes; Trematoda; Plagiorchiida; Echinostomatidae
Source: the annotation of a GenBank genome assembly
AUGGAAAAUUCGUCCACAACUGACUACGCACCGCAACCUCCAGUGAGCUGUCCUUUUCGUAUCACAGUGACCACAUCCAGUUUUGAAUUGGAACAGCUGAUCUCUCGAAUCAGGGCAGAGCACGCGUCGAGAGUGUGCGAUCAGGAUCGACCUGCUGACAGUCCACCGCCCGUUUUACUCAAUGGACUGCAUACAUGCGGCGAUUUGUCCACCACUAUUCUGCGCUUAUUCACUGAAAUGGAUUGUGCUCGUGCAGUGUUGUCCUAUGCGGUACUGGAGGCUGCUUGUCAUUCAAUCGGAGACUAUAUGCGCCGACUGCGUUUGGCCGUAACCACGGGCAACACAACUCAUUUGCAUGUGCACGGUUACCGAGCUCUAUUAGAACUACUUCUUCAAUAUCGCUCAAUCUCCCUGGGAGACUCAAAUGAUAUACCGGUGAUCAAAGCCAUUCGAUGCUCGGUGAAACACUCGGCCAGUAUGGACUUUUGUGCCUACUCAAAACGCCUUCUCGAUCGGAUGGCGCAAGUUCAAAAACCGGUCGCCGGUUCCUCAUGGCUGGAGACCAUGUUCCGUCCGUUCACGACGGAGGAAGUACAAGCCGCGAUACUCACAACUGGCCAUUCGAACCAGAGUCCAGACACAAUGUGGCUUCCGAUUGUCCGGUAUCAUGUGCUUCGCUUGAUGCUUACUCCAGUCGUGGAAGCUAUUUUGCUAUUGGAUCGAUUGAUACUAUUGCAGGAACAAGGUACAUGGAAACCAAGCGAAUCUGUAUUGUGUAAUCUUCUUGUUGGAUGGAAAUGUUCUCUUUAA